AUGGUGGGCCAGGGUGAAGAACAUGGACUGGAAGGCGGGAGGAAAAAAAGUGUGAUUCAACGGGAAGUCCAGAACCGAGUGAGCACUCACAACUCCCAAUCGCAAAACUCAAAACCUCCAAUUGGUCAGGAGGAGUUUUUGGCAGAACGCGGCGGCAGGGAUGGCAACAACGUCAACGUGAUCCUCCCUCCCAAUGUCCAACGUCGCCUCGCCGCCGACUUAUCGGCGCCCGUCACCACCGGCUCACCGCCGGACGAUUCCAAGCAGAACCUCAACCACGUCAUUAACUGCAUACAGAAAACCCUUGGGAUGCUUCACCAGCUCUAUCUCACAGUGUCUUCCUUCAAUGUCGCCUCCCAGCUUCCCUUUCUCCAGCGCCUGUAUGAAUACUCUGUGUUGGAGUUUGAUAAUAUGGUCAAAUUAGCAGAGAAAUGUGAUAUUCAGGUGCCUAUGGAGGUUCUCAAUUUAAUUGACGAUGGGAAGAAUCCAGAUGAGUUUACUAGGGACGUUUUGAAUAGUUGCAUCGUCAAUAACCAGAUCACUAGAGGAAAAACAGAUGCUUUCAAGGGUUUGCGAAAGCAUCUUUUAGAUGAACUCGAAGAGGCAUUUCUUGAUGAAGUGGAAGCUUAUAGGAUGAUCCGUGCAACUUCUGCUGCAGAAGCAAAACAGUUGGCUCAAGCACUGAAGGCAUUACCAAAUGGCAAUGUAAAGGUGAAGCCAGAAAUUUAAAAGUCAACAUGUUGAUUAAAUUCUGGUAUAUCUAGGCUUUCUUUGAAACUGUCAACAUCUUGAACAAUGUGAGAGGAAUGUAAUUAUUUGGUAUAGCUACAGGCGAUUUCACUUGAAUGUUCUAGAUGUAAUUUAUAGACUCACUCUACAGGCGAUUUCACUUGAAUGUUCUAGAUGUAAUUUAUAGACUCACUCUAUACUGCAUAGGGAAUCAUGUGAAGUAGGUAAGACCUGAGAUUAUGUUCAAACACAGUACAGUCUCCAGCUUGUUAUUGUAUGCAUUAACAUUUAAUU
Ipomoea nil (Japanese morning glory) is the source of this 1023-nucleotide messenger RNA. Its product is annotated as mediator of RNA polymerase II transcription subunit 10b-like. The record is from RefSeq and is a predicted model, not a curated record. Gene Ontology annotation, biological process: positive regulation of transcription by RNA polymerase II. Lineage: Eukaryota; Viridiplantae; Streptophyta; Magnoliopsida; Solanales; Convolvulaceae. The transcript is spliced from 6 exons. Gene Ontology annotation, cellular component: mediator complex; chromatin. The coding region runs from base 1 to 729 and encodes 242 amino acids. Gene Ontology annotation, molecular function: transcription coregulator activity.